UUCCACGUAAAAAUCCUCGGCCUUAUUUACAUACAGCUUUACUAGCAUUUACAGCAGAACCCAACAAAGGACCAGGUACUCUGCUAUUUGGUGGGCUCACACAAACUUAUCACCUUACCAAAUUGAUAAAUAACCAGAUCCCUAUAUAGUUUGGUUAAUUAGUAUUUUCAGAGGAAAUGCAUAGAGAACCCGGUUCUCUAUACAGUCUGGUGGACGCACAGUCUCUAACAAGUGGUAUCAGAGCAGGUUCUUCCUAUUAGGCUAACACCUAGGAAGGAUCCUCAUGGCUGCUCCACCAACUUUUGAAAAGAGAGAAGCAAAGAAGAAAAAGUACCUGACACUUAAAGCUACUAAAAAUGAUUCGAGUAAGGAAAACAGUUACAUGGCUUACUUAAUUAAAAAGUUUCAGAAGAUGGUCAGAAAAAAUGGAGAAGUGAUAAAAAGGGACAGCUCUAACAGAUCAAAGAACAAUGAUCUUUGUUACAAGUGCGGAAAGGCUGGACACUUCAUGAAAAAUUGUCCUAUCUUGAAGGAAGAAUUCUCCAAGAACUUCAAGAGAAAAAGUUCGGCUGAAUAUGACUCAACUUUUGCUUUAUUGGCUCGAUCAGAUGAUGAUGAAGACAAUCACAACAAAGAGGUCAACCAUAACCAGAUGCAGAAGAUGAGACACUACUCCCAAAAGUGAAGGUGGGAAGUAAAUCUAUCAGAGAAAGAGAACAUAUAAAGGAACUCAGAAAGAAGUGAUGUCAUGCUGCAG
This is a messenger RNA of Nicotiana tabacum (common tobacco), 757 nucleotides long. The record is from RefSeq and is a predicted model, not a curated record. Lineage: Eukaryota; Viridiplantae; Streptophyta; Magnoliopsida; Solanales; Solanaceae.